Molecule: messenger RNA, 2063 nt
Organism: Chanos chanos (milkfish)
Lineage: Eukaryota; Metazoa; Chordata; Actinopteri; Gonorynchiformes; Chanidae
Gene: tysnd1
Product: trypsin like peroxisomal matrix peptidase 1
Exons: 4
Coding region: 127-1725 (532 amino acids)
Biological process (GO): regulation of fatty acid beta-oxidation; protein processing
Cellular component (GO): peroxisome
Molecular function (GO): serine-type endopeptidase activity
Source: RefSeq, a predicted model, not a curated record
UUACGCUAAUUCUCAGCGAACGAGAAAUAGCCACUAUUGCUAAUUUAAGGUGUCGUUCUGACGGUUCUCCGAAGAGUUGUCAUGUAGUUUGGAGACAUUUUUAAACUUUUCUUGUAAUCAGCUAACAUGAAGUCAAUUGAGGGAGCAUGCUGUGUUAUUACUGUAUCUGAACUCCAGCAAAAUCAGUCGCACAUACCUACAAUAAAACCGCGAAGUUGCAGCGGAGCUAUUGUAAAUUUAGAACCAGGGAUUGUCAUUUGCAAUGCUCUCCUGUUUUCUCCCUUCAUAAAUGAUACAGUUCUCGGAAACGAUCAAAAAAUAGUGCUAGCGAACAAUUUUAAUAACAAGAUUCAGAUCUGCGUACAUUAUACCGGACACCAAGGUGUGAUCAGUAACGAGUGCGCUGAUAAAUCGUCAGUAGUCGAAGGGCCUUCGGUAUCCCAUUUAGAAGCGCGGUUAGUACUUCUGGUCAACUGUGUGGAGUUCAAGGGAGCGCUCCAACGGAUUUUCAAGCCAUCAGAUAAGUGGAGCUUUUACGGUGGGGAUGAAGAUGCUGACGCUCUCAGAGAUUUACAUUUUUUAAGUUGGUUUGCCGUUCUCAAGGUACCCACUUUGUCGAAAUAUUCUCAGAGCGAACCUGUUCCCUGGGUGAACAGUACAGUACUGGAAAAAGGAUGCUCGGUUCUCGCAUGUGGGUCUCCGUUCGGCUCGUUCUGCCCUGACCUAUUCAUGAGUACUUUGAGCAAAGGUAUCGUGAGUAAUUUGGCUGGAGAAGAGAACGCACUCAUCCUUACAGAUGCCCGCUGUUUGCCUGGCACUGAGGGCGGAGGACUCUUCGUUAAACUGCCGGACACUUCAUGUCUAGUGGGUCUGAUAGUGUCUCCGUUAUGCUGGAAGUCGAGUGAAUGGAUUGGAUUAACCCUAGUGUGCUCUCUCCACUUGAUUUUAAGAAACGUCGCCAAGUCUCUGAAGUCUCACCACCCACUGAGAGAACUGUUGGUUAAACCAUCCACUGAGAUUCGUCAGGUACCACUUAAGGGACAGCAGGAGUCGGCUCCACUGAAUUACCCCAUGGUCGUGCUGGUCGAGACGGGCCAGCUGUGGGGGUCCGGAGUGUUGCUCAGUUCCAGUCUAGUCCUAACUUGCCGGCAUGUUGUAAACGGCAAGUCCAGGCUCACUGUGAGAUUCAACACAAACGGCAGAAGAUCCCAAGUGGCGUCAGGACAGGUGCUGUAUUCGACAAAGGAGUCAUCUCCUUAUGACAUAGCACUGGUGCAGUUUCAGGAGCCCCUGUCAGAUGUCACAAUACCAGAGUUUGCCACUUUUUUCAGCCCAGGUGAAGAUGUGAUUGUGCUGGGCUAUGGUGCUUUUGGUGAAAACCUUGGUCCCUCCAUGACUUCAGGAAUCCUUUCUAGAGCAGUUACCUUCAGAUCAAAAGCGGUGAUGCUUCAGACGACCUGUGCAGUGCAGGCAGGAGCCAGCGGAGGUGCUGUGGUUCGUGCAGCCACAGGAGAACUGCUAGGUCUUGUGUCUAGCAACACGAGGGACUUCUCAGCCAAGGUCACUUACCCACACUUAAACUUCAGUAUCCCAGUCACCGUUCUGGAGCCUCUCCUGCACGUUUUCGCCCGGACAGGAGACGCAGCCGCCUUUCAGGCGUUGGACGCUGCGGAAGAUGGAGUCCGGAGAGUGUGGCGACUACAGGCCACUCCCAGCAAACUGUGAAAGCUCACGUUUGUGCUGAGCUCACCGCGCACUCGUUACCAGGCUGCGAAUGUUACCGGGUCUGCUAACUAGAUCAGUGCUUUCAGCGGUUUGCAUUGCUAUGCAACCAGCCACAGCGCACAGCGAGAAACUGGAGGACAGUAACAUUCUGUAGUCAAUGCUGUGACCUUGGAUUUACACUGAAUGCCUCACAUACAGUAGCCACUGCUGUUUACAUACGAUUUUCUUCAUAACAACACAUAGAGUGAUUUUGUUAAAUUUGCAGUUUAUGGCAUUGGGAAUCGAGGAUAUUAUUUGAUGACUCAUAUGUUCCCAGAAGUUUGGGUAAAAUUGUUGUU